Epinephelus fuscoguttatus (brown-marbled grouper) is the source of this 8596-nucleotide messenger RNA. It is a transcript of the gene myo9bl, whose product is annotated as unconventional myosin-IXb. Gene Ontology annotation, cellular component: myosin complex. NCBI's taxonomy places the organism in Eukaryota, Metazoa, Chordata, Actinopteri, Perciformes, Serranidae. The transcript has 44 exons. Gene Ontology annotation, biological process: intracellular signal transduction. Bases 484 to 7368 code for a protein of 2294 amino acids. The record is from RefSeq and is a predicted model, not a curated record. Gene Ontology annotation, molecular function: protein binding; ATP binding; microfilament motor activity.
GCUUCUGUUAUUUAGGCAUAGAGAAAGGAAGUAGCGACAGGCUAGCUGGUUAGCCGGUGUGAAACCACACAGUCUGUCAGGAAAGAGUGGACCUCCGGGUUAUUUUAUCUCAGAGGCUGCUCCUCUUUGUGUAAUUUAAGCGUACGAGACGGUUAUUUUGUCGGUUCAUUUUUUCUUUUUCCAAACGGUUUUCAAACCGUCAAACUGACUCAACUCUGAGCUUUGUCUGUCUGGGACUCCACCGUUGUUAGCCUCGUCCAUACGAGUCAGUGCUGGUUUCAUCAAAGGGAAAAAGCUAACCACAAACUGAAAAGCUGCGUCUUGGUUUUCAUUUAUUUUUAUUUUUUCCAGCAGUUGGUUGAAUCGUGGGGAAUGCAGUCAAGGAUUACUCCGAGACAAUGAGAAAAACAGCCGGUAAAGGUGCUACGUGGUGAGAGGAAAGCAGUGGGUGCGGCAUGCUGAGGCCACUCCCCCUGGCCCAGGAUGAGUGUCAGAGAUGGCGCUGCCACCAUGGCAACGAAUGCAGGUGGAGGAGGGGGGGGAGGCGGGCCAGCUAGCCCAAAUGACAAUGAUGGCCGCUCAUACCUGCUCCAGAUCUACCCACGGUUGGCUGCCCAGACCACCACCUGCUGCACCCUUAGAGUGCACAAGGAUGCAACAGCAGCCUCCGUGAUCUCGGACGCUGCCACGGCACUGGGGCUGGACCCUGGCCGCAUGUAUGUGCUGGCAGAGGUGAAGGAAUGUGGCGGGGAGGAGUGGGUGCUAGAGGCCGGAGACCUGCCAGCGCAGAGGUUUCUGCUGUGGCCUCGGAAAGCCCAGGAGCAACACCCUCAGAGCCUUGGCUUUUACUUCUUACUACAGGAGAGGAACCAUGAUGGUACUAUCCAUUAUGUCCACCUCCCGCCUGUGACUAAGGAGCAGGAGGCACAGCUAGCUGCUAGGGGUUUCCUUCCUCCUCCACAGGAUGACUUUGCAGACCUCUGCAACCUCCCCGUCCUCAAUGAGGACAGCAUAUUAAACAACCUGCGCACGCGCUUUUACAAGAAAAAGAUCUACACCUAUGCAGGCAGCAUCCUCAUCGCCAUCAACCCCUUCAAGUUCCUUCCCAUCUACAACCCUAAGUACGUCAAGAUGUACGAGAACCACCAGCUAGGCAAACUGGACCCUCAUAUUUUUGCCAUCGCAGAUGUGGCCUACUAUGCUAUGCUCAGGAAGAGGGUGAACCAGUGCAUCGUCAUCUCUGGGGAAAGUGGCUCAGGCAAGACCCAGAGUACAAACUUCCUGAUCCACUGUCUGACUGCUCUCAGCCAGAAAGGAUAUGCCAGUGGGGUGGAGAGGACCAUACUGGGAGCUGGACCAGUUCUGGAGGCCUUUGGGAACGCCAAGACAGCCCACAACAACAACUCCAGCCGCUUUGGUAAAUUCAUCCAGGUGAAUUACCUAGAGAAUGGAGUGGUCAGAGGGGCUGUGGUGGAGAAGUAUCUCCUGGAGAAGUCCCGUCUGGUUUCCAGAGAGAAGAAUGAGAGGAAUUACCACGUGUUUUACUACCUGUUGUUGGGAGCUUCAGAAGAGGAGAGGAAGGAGUUCAAGUUGCUGCCGCCUGAAGAAUACUUCUACCUCAAGCAGCAAAACUUUAAGAUUGAAGAUGAGGAAGACCUGCGUCAUGACUUUGAAAGGCUGCAGCAGGCAAUGGAGAUGGUUGGCUUCCUCCCGGCCACCAAGAAACAGAUCUUUUCUGUGCUUUCGGCCAUCCUGUAUCUGGGCAACGUGACCUACAGGAGGAAGUCGAAUGGACGUGAUGAGGGCUUGGAUGUGGGACCGCCAGAGAUCCUGGCUACACUCUCUGACCUGCUGAAGGUUAAAGAGGAGCUGCUGGUUGAGGCGUUGACGAAGAGGAAAACAGUGACAGUCAACGACAAGCUGAUCCUCCCCUACAGCCACCCUGAGGCUAUCACAGCCAGAGACUCCAUGGCCAAAUCUCUGUACAGCGCCUUGUUUGACUGGAUCGUCCUGCGCAUCAAUCACGCACUGCUUAACAAGAGAGAUAUGGAGGAAUCUGUCCCGUGUUUGUCCAUCGGUGUUCUGGACAUUUUUGGCUUUGAGGACUUUGAGACCAACAGCUUUGAGCAGUUCUGCAUCAACUAUGCAAACGAGCAGCUGCAGUAUUAUUUCAACCAUCACAUCUUCAACCUGGAGCAGGAAGAGUAUCAAGCAGAGGGAAUCACCUGGCACAAUAUCGACUACACAGACAAUGUGGGCUGUAUCCAUCUCAUCAGCAAGAAACCCACCGGCCUGCUCUACCUGCUGGAUGAGGAGAGCAACUUUCCCCACGCUACAGAUGAGACACUAUUAGCCAAAUUCAAGCAGCAGCACCAGGGGAACAAAUACUUUGUCCCCACACCAGUGAUGGAGCCCGCCUUUGUCAUUCGACACUUUGCUGGGAAAGUCAAAUAUAAAGUCAAGGAUUUCCGGGAGAAGAACACAGACCACAUGCGUCCAGACAUUGUGGCGUUGCUGCGGAGUAGCGACCGUGCAUACGUGCGGCAGCUCAUUGGCAUGGACCCGGUGGCCAUGUUUCGAUGGGGCAUCCUGCGCGCCACUAUCAGGGGCAUGGCUGCUUUUAAUGAAGCUGGCCGCACAUGGGCCGCCAAAACUGCAGGUGUCGUCCGUCCAGCCUCCAGAACUCCUCUAGGAGAGCUUCAGCAAUCCAAUGCCCCAAUAGACAGAAUGUACAAACGAGCUUCUAUGCUCGAUUUCUACUUUGAUCACUCAGAGGAGCGCCCUCUAGAGGCCUUUGAAGACAUCUUUGCUAGCUAUGAGAGUAAGAAAGACAUGCAUGCAGAGAUCAUCAGCUCCAUUAAGAACUUGCCGUUGGAUGGUGAGGACCCUCGCAAGCUGCUGCAGUCCUGGGGUCGCCUCCGCUUCCCUCGACACGUCCUCCAGAAAAACAAGAACACCAAACAGAAGCAGGUCAUCCCCAAGAGUUUGCUGGAUUCUCGGUCUCUGAAGUUCAUUGUGAGCCUGACGCUGCACGACCGCACCACCAAGUCUCUACUCCACCUGCACAAGAAGAAGAAGCCCCCAAGCAUCAGUGCCCAGUUCCAGACCUCUCUGACUAAACUGUUGGAGACACUGAACAGAGCAGAGCCUUUCUUCAUUCGUUGUAUCCGCUCCAAUGCUGAGAAGAAGGAGAUGUAUCUGGAUGAGGCCUUGGUGGUUCAGCAGCUGCGAUACACAGGAAUGCUGGAAACCGUUCGCAUCAGGAGGUCAGGCUACGGAGCCAAGUACACAUUCCAGGAGUUCAUAGAGCAGUUCAGGGUUUUGCUGCCAAAGAACGCUGCUGCCACUAAAGAGGAAAUCUCAGCACUGCUGGAGAAGAUGGGCCUGGACCCCACCACAUACCAGAUAGGCAAAACCAAGGUGUUCUUGAAGGAGCUGGAGCGACAGCAGCUGCAGGACACGCUGCACAAGGACGUAAUGCGUAAGAUCAUCUUCCUUCAGCGCUGGUUCAGAGGUCGCCUGCAGAGGAAGGAGUUUCUGGACAUGAGACAGGCAGCCAUUUUGAUUCAGCGUUCAUGGCGCAGGUACUGCAAGGAGCGCAGGCGACAGGCAGCCACUUUGAUCCAGGCUGUGUGGAGAGGGCACAGACAGAGAUCAGAGUAUCACCGCCAAAAACAGGGCGCUACCAAAAUACAAGCCUUGGUCAGAGGUCACUCAGCACGCAGAAGGUGCCACUCCAUGCGUGAGGAGAGACAAAAAAAGGAGGAAGAGGAAAGAGAAGCUCAGAUGAGGGCAGAAGAAGAGGAAAAACGGCGGAGGGAGGAAGAGGAGGAGGCAAGGAGAAGAGCAGAGGAGGAGGAGGAAGAAAGGAGGAGGCUGGAGGAAGAAGAGGAAGCAAGGAGAAAGGCAGAGGAGGAGGAAGCGAGGAGGAGAGCAGAAGAAGAGGAGGCACAGAAAAUGAGAGAAGAAGCAGAGAAAAGACUGACAAGCGAGCCUCAAACAAGAGAGGAUCCGGACAUAGAGCUGGUCACUGAGGAGAUGCUGAAUGACAUUCCCCCCGUCCAGGAGAGAGGGGAGGAAGACGGAGAUGUUAACACAAGCUCACAUACAGAGGAGGAACAGGGCAAGGAUGAAGAGCUGGAAGAUGAGGAUGAGGGAUUGGAUUUGGAGGCUAACAGUACUCAGGCUGAGGCUGGACCUCAGCUGGAUGAGAAAGAAAAUGAUGAGGAUUCAAAACGUGCUCUACCCUCUGAUGGGGUCACCUCCAACGCACUUACACCUACAACUCCAAGUGAAGGGUUGGAUAAACAGCCGCCCAGCAGUACCUCCAAUGCUGAACAAAAGAAAGCACGACCUAUUAGCAGGGGCUCGGCAUCCAGGAGCCAGGAGAAGAGAGAGCAGAGGAGACGAAGAGGGCUGGAGCACAACCAGAGAGAGACUGAACGAGCCGCCUCCUCCUUCUCAGCCGGCAGCAAGGAUCAAACAACAAAGAGCAAAGGCCAGGAGACUUCUAAGCUUAAGGAGCGGGCGGACAGCAAGGAGCUGGACCAGUACACCUUUGUGGAAUGGAAAAUAAAGGAAAACAACGGAGGGAAGAAGGACACAAAAACGUCUCCUACUGCCGGUCCUGUUCGUCCAUCUUCGUUACCCUUGCACAACGUUGAUGCUGUUCCUGACAGAAACGGUUUAGGUGAUGGCGUGGGAGCGACAAACCUGCAUCGCCGUCCUGGAGCGAUUAAGGAGAAGCCGGAGAAGUGGAGGAGGAGUGAUGAAAGCGCCAGCCCUCCUCCAACUCACAGCAGGGAGGAAAAGAGGAAAAAAACACAGCUGAGUGAAACAGCCGCCUCAUCAAUUGACAGUUUGUCUCCAGGUUCGGAAGGAGCUGGCGCUUUUUCAGCCAGAGAGAUGAUGUCCCCCUCAGACAGCUAUGUCGAUGGCUCAAAGGGAAGCUCCUUCAGAAGGAAACACCAAGAUAGUUCUGGUCACCAGGACUCUGCACUCUCCAUCCCUUCCACACCAGACAGGUCAGGUGGUUUCUUCAGCAAGAUUUUGAAAAAGCGACCGCACAAGGAGGCCCAGACUCCAGACAACGGAGAGCUGACACUUGCUCAGAUUCUCAAUGAGAAGCCAACAGGAGGGGAAGCUCCAGUGUUCGGACAUCCAUCUCGGCCUCAUUCCCAGUCACAUGGGGACCGUGCUGGUAAAGGCGGCAACCCCGCCAUAAAAAUCAGUCGUGCCACGCGGGUGUCUGAGUGGAACGCCUCGCUGGAUCGUGAAAUCACCAAUGCCAAUGAGCUCCGGAACCUUGAUGAGUUUCUGGGCAACCAGGUCAAUGAUUUCUGCUCCAGGGGACUGUCACCCACAGAGGCCAUCUUUGUCACAGCCACCAUGCAGUUCAGAGAGACAAUCAAAGCCAUGUAUUCUCUCCCAAAACCCACCAUCGGCUACAAAGGUCUGAUGACAGGCUACCACAACAAAGUGGUCCACCUGGCGGGCGAGAAGCAGAAAGGAGAAGUCAAGCUUGUGGUCAACCUCUUCCAGUCUGUGCUGGAUGGCUUCAUCAGAAAAGAGAAGAAGAAGGAGGAGGGUGAACCUUCUAAGCCUGCGAAAGCGAGAAAGAAGAGGAGGAAAAAAGAUAAAAGUAUGGAGAGUCCGCUGGAUCAUGUUUUCGUCAACUAUCAGGUCAACAUUGUGCAGUCGUGUGACCAGUGUAGUUCGUACAUCUGGGGCAUGGAGAAGGCCUACAUGUGCAGCUAUUGUAAAAUGGUGUGCCAUAAGAAGUGCCUCUGCAAAAUAGUCACUGACUGCUCCACCUUCUGUGCCAAAAAGAGUGACGAUGAGCCCACUGGUAUGCACUUCUGUGUACGUGUGUGUCACCUGGUCAGCGAGAGGAACCCAGUACCCAUUGUGCUGGAGAUGAUGCUGGAGCAUGUGGAGAUGAAUGGCCUGUACACUGAGGGCAUCUACCGCAAGUCUGGCUCUGCCAACCGCAUGAAAGAGCUGCAUCAGAGACUAGAGACUGACCCCCACCUGGUCUGCCUUGAUGACUAUCCCAUCCACACAGUGACGGGCCUGGUGAAGCAGUGGCUAAGGGAGCUGCCAGAUCCACUCAUGACCUUCACAAAUUACAGUGACUUCCUGCAUGCAGUUGAACUGCCAGAGAAGCAGGAGCAGCUUCAUGCUGUAUACAAAGUGCUGGAAGAGCUUCCUCCAGCAAACUUCAACACGUUAGAGAGACUUGUCUUCCACCUUGUCAGGGUGUGUAAAGAGGAGGCUCACAACCGUAUGUCUCCUAACUCGCUGGCCAUAGUUUUUGCCCCGUGUGUCCUGCGCUGCCCAGACAGUGCUGACCCACUGCUCAGCAUGAAGGAUGUUGCCAAGACCACCACGUGUGUAGAGAUGAUCAUCACAGAGCAGAUCAGACGCUACAAUGAGAAGAUGGAUGAGAUCGAGCAGCUGGAGUACGCAGAGGCUCUGGCCGUGAAGCAGCUCAAACUCAAGAGACAGAACACGCCCUUCUCGCAUUUACCUCUCAGGUUCUCACCUCCUUACAAAGGAGUGGUGGUGCAUGAGAAGGUCAGUUCUGAUCUCAGCGUGGUCCCUGAGAACGAGCCUCUGGACUCAGACACAGACACAGAGACUGAGAAGAACCUAGUGGAACGCAUCAAGUCCAUCAAACAGGAGAAAGAGGAUCUGGCCUGCAGACUGCCAGAGAUGGAGCAGCCUGGUUCAGACCAGGAGAACUUCGACUCCGAAGCCUCGCUGAGCUCCGAGAGCCUUCUGGACGAGCAGCAGCGCUCCACUGUUCAUGGCUCCGAGCCUGAAGGACAAGGUGUCCCCCAGCUGAGGAGACACAAGCCAGUUUGUCCACCCAAACCACCAGACCUGGCCCAGCGACCUAAAGUCCCUGGUGGACGCCUCUCUCUGCAAAGCCUCACCCCUGCUAGCUCCACCUCCUCCGUGUUCAGCUGCGUUUCUUCAACCUCUGAAUCCUCCCCCUUCAGGCAUCCGCUGCAACGCCGCAACCCCAUCAUCCCCAGCACAGUUAAACUCCCAUACGGCGUCGUCUCCCAGUCUGCAGCCUCCAGUCCAGCUCAGACGUAUUCCCCUCCAGGGAAUCGAGCAUUAAAGUACUUGGUAAAGAGAAGGGAGCAGCCCGGCCGCCGUAAAGACAGCACCCAGUCCCUCUACAUCGACAGCCCCGAGUGUGACCUGUUGUUUUUUUCCUCCUGCCCUCCUUCUGCUUCCACCUCCUCCUCCUCCAUCUCCAUGGCAACACCCUCUCCUCAGCACCAGGACACACAAGCCGUGAAGGGCCAGAGACGUUUUUCUGACCCAGACAUACCUUAUAUGGACGAUGACGUCUGACCAGGGCAGAACAGGAAAGAUGGAGCGGUGAAGAGGAUCACAGGCAGCGACCUCAGAGUCAGACUAAUGGAAGUGAACGUAUAUGGAGUGGCACAGAUGACAAUGAUGGAUUGUAGAGAGAGAGAAGAGGAAUCAAGAAUCACAGUAGAGGAAUAUAACUACGACACGUGCAGUGGAUCCACAGAGCUGAACAGAAGUGACACAAAAUGGAGGCUGUCCCUGUCGCUGUCAUCAGUGGGAACUAAUCAAGAACUGUAAAUGUGUCUUUAGUCUUGUUGUCCUCUAUGACAGUAAAAAUAACUGGACAUGAUGUUGCCAAGCACCUUUUCUACCAUUUUAAUAUAUUGUUGAUGAGUUGGGACGGAGGCUGUGUUCUCUGUAGCCUCAUGAUGACGGACCUGCAAUUUUGUUUUCUUGCUCCUGUUUUUUUUUUUAAACACAUUUGUGCUAAUUCAAGGAGAUAUUUCAGGUUCCAGCUGCACUUUUCAUUUCUAAGUUCUCCUAAUGAGCGAAACACGCUCACUGUAACAUUAGCUAGUGCCUUGGUGUGUACAGUAAGUUGAUAAAGAUCUCAUUUCUCAUGUCAUGUCAUGGACAGUGCUGGCAGAGGGUGGGAGGGAGGGUUAUUUGGGAUACAGUGAGGGUACCUUUGUCUAUUGUGACUCUGUGUUUAUUGUACUGAACCGACACAAGACAUGUUUGAAACAAGGACCUAAUGGUGCACAUUGUGACUGUCGCGCAGGUGCCUCGUCACAACAGCCUCUUUUCCACCUACCGCACAAUAAAUGCCAGAUAUAGGAAGUCAUUGCCUCACAAAGGGAAAUGGGAGCAGCACACGCCACUUUUUUCCUUUGAAACAACAAAAAACACAAACCCAGCCAUGAUGCAACAAGCCGUGCCACGAUGUCUUCAAAGCUCCAAGUCCUUGAACUCACCUUACCCCCUUUUUGUUUUCGCUCGAACGAACUUCACUCAGCUGCCAUUCAGAGUAAACAGUCCCACGAUGAGCAGGUUCUGCUGAAGCACAGCUCUAGCCAACUUUGUAUGAAAUGUAAUACUAAUGUUCCUCUCUGACUGCUGUUGAAUGAUGUCUGUUAGUUUGUCUGGAUUAUGAGGAAGAUGUUCUGAUGUGUAGUGUGUAUCAGAGAGUGUGUGGUUGGGACUGAAUGACGUGAACUGUAAUGGUUAUUUAGUAUUAACAUGACAAUACAGAACAUGAUGCUUGUUA